AUGAAUAAAUUAAUUGUAGUAAUAAUUUCAAUCAUUUUAAUGGUUGGUAUUGUAAAAGUAAAUGGACAAACUAAAAUCAAUAAUAGACCAAUUAUUGGUAUAUUAACACAACCAACUGAUGGUGAUAUGACUACAUUUGGAAGUCAAUAUAUUGCAGCCAGUUAUGUCAAAUAUAUUGAAAGUGCAGGAGCAAGAGUUGUACCAAUUUUAUACGAUAUCGAUAUUAAGAGUUUAACAGAAUUAAUGGGAUCAAUCAAUGGUGUAUUCUUCCCAGGUGGUGGUGUAGAUUUCAACAAUCAAACCGUUUACACUGACACCAUCCAAUCGAUUUGGUCUCAAGUAGUAGAGUUUAACAACAAUGGUGACUAUUUCCCAUUAUGGGGAACAUGCAUGGGAUUCCAAGAGUUGGCAUUAUUAUCAGCAGACAAUUUCAAUUUACUCUCAUCCUACAAUUCAGAAAACUACACUGUACCAUUAAACUUCACAUCAUUAGCAGCCGGUAGUAGAUUAUUCUCAUUGGCAUCAUCAAGCAUUAUGCAAUCAUUAGCAAGCGAACCAAUUACAAUGAAUAAUCAUCAAUUUGGUUUAUCACCACAAACCUAUCAACAAACAUCAUCAAUCAAUACUUUCUUUGAUGUUUUAUCAACCAAUGUAGAUCGUGAUGGUAAUACCUUUAUCUCUACCAUCGAGGCAAAGAACUAUCCAAUCUAUGGUACUCAAUGGCAUCCAGAGAAACCAAUUUUCGAAUGGUGGGAUCAAGAAGUAAUGAAUCAUUCAUUCGACUCAAUCAUGGCCAAUCAAUACACUUCAAACUUUUUCGUUAAUGAAUGUAGAAAAUCACUUCACUCUUUCUCUGAUCCAUCAGUUGAAGCUUCAACCUUAAUUUAUAAUUAUACUCCACAAUAUUCUGAAUCAACUGUACCAGAUUUUGAACAAAUUUAUUAUUUUAAUUAA
Messenger RNA from Dictyostelium discoideum AX4, 954 nucleotides. It is a transcript of the gene gghA, whose product is annotated as peptidase C26 family protein. Gene Ontology annotation, cellular component: extracellular region. Lineage: Eukaryota; Evosea; Eumycetozoa; Dictyosteliales; Dictyosteliaceae. The transcript has a single exon. Gene Ontology annotation, molecular function: hydrolase activity; gamma-glutamyl-peptidase activity; omega peptidase activity. The record is from RefSeq and is a predicted model, not a curated record. Bases 1 to 954 code for a protein of 317 amino acids.